Tribolium madens (black flour beetle) is the source of this 1140-nucleotide messenger RNA. RefSeq names its product SUN domain-containing protein 2-like. Gene Ontology annotation, molecular function: protein-membrane adaptor activity. The transcript is spliced from 4 exons. The coding region runs from base 95 to 934 and encodes 279 amino acids. The record is from RefSeq and is a predicted model, not a curated record. Gene Ontology annotation, cellular component: meiotic nuclear membrane microtubule tethering complex; nuclear envelope. Gene Ontology annotation, biological process: nuclear envelope organization. NCBI's taxonomy places the organism in Eukaryota, Metazoa, Arthropoda, Insecta, Coleoptera, Tenebrionidae.
GUUUUUUCACCGUUAGGUUGGUGUUGAUGAAAAAGUUUCAAAAACAAUUGCAGAUCAAAUUUUGUUGACAAGUGUCACAACAGUUGCAAUUGCAAUGGAAUUUCAAACAAGUGGGAAUAAGCGUUGGUCACGUUUUCGGUACUAUUUAUGGCAAUUUCUUCUCUUAAUAACGAUUGCUGUGACUCUCCACUAUGGCAAAAUGGUGCUUUGGAAACAAUUCGAUUUUCGGUACAAACCCCAAACUUACUUGGACGUCGUCAACAUGCCCGAAAUGCAAUGCAAUAAACUCCUUUUUGAAAUCACUCAUCUCCGGAAGGAAAUAACUGAAAUGCGAGCACAGUUUGAGGAAAUUCACUCGUGGAAAGUCGACUUUGAGGGAAAUUGCAAAGAAAACUUGAACCAAGCGUUCGAUCGCUUCCACUCGGACAAAAUCGGGAUUUUUGACUAUGCCUCCGAGUACGCCGGAGGCUCCAUUAUCUCAACCCCCGAGACCACCCCCCUGCCCUCGCGCUUCGGUCUGCGUUUUUUCGGCACCAUUGAUUGGGUGGGCCACUCCGACCCCGGAAUUCUCCUCCAACCAAACACAUUUCCGGGGAAAUGUUUCGCCUUUUACGGGGACAAAGCCCGGAUUCGUGUACGACUAGGUCGCCCGAUUGUCAUCACCCACGUCAGUUUGGAACACAUGCGGAUCGGGGGGGAAACCCCGACGAGUGCCCCUAGGGAUUUCGAAAUUUGGGCUUUGGGUGAGAGGGGUGAGGAGAGCUUGGGGCGGUAUGUUUACGAUCUAGAUGAUUCGAUUAUUCAGACUUUUCGGGUGAUUGAGAAGAAUCAGACGUUUCGAAACGUGGAAUUGCGCAUCCUCAGUAAUCACGGUAACGCUGAAUCGACGUGUGUUUACCGAUUCAGGGUUCAUUCUGUGGAUAGUUGGCAUUGAAACAUUCACUUGUUACGUCAUCACUAGUGUGAAGUUAGCCGAGUGAAAUUCGACCUUAAAUGUAGUGUCAAUAAAGAAUAACAUAAUUAAAGAUGACGUCAUGCUAAAUAUACAUAACGCAUCUGUCCAUGUACUAAUUUUUAUUAUGUUUAUGUUAAAACCGUUGGAAUUUUGUUUUGUUUGAUCAUAAAAUUGUGUUUUGUGUC